This is a messenger RNA of Cryptotermes secundus, 6356 nucleotides long. It is a transcript of the gene capu, whose product is annotated as formin-2. The coding region runs from base 97 to 5406 and encodes 1769 amino acids. Lineage: Eukaryota; Metazoa; Arthropoda; Insecta; Blattodea; Kalotermitidae. Gene Ontology annotation, biological process: cortical actin cytoskeleton organization; actin filament network formation. The transcript is spliced from 20 exons. The record is from RefSeq and is a predicted model, not a curated record. Gene Ontology annotation, cellular component: cytoskeleton; cytoplasm. Gene Ontology annotation, molecular function: actin filament binding.
GUCAUACCACAGCGCCAAGACUAUGGCUCUGAUCCAUAUGCAGCAGUGCACAAACCAAAGAAAAGGAUGGAUCAGCAUAUUGGCGUCGCCGUCUAGAUGGAGGUAGCGCCAGGCGUCACGGACUCUGGCGCCUGCGCGGGCGUUGUCGGUAAAGUUCGCAGUGCCAUUUCUGUGACGGAACCUCCGUGUUACAAAGACAGUGGGCAUAGUUACAGAGAAACAGUAAGUGAAGACGACUUUGUAGGUUGCCAUAAUGGCAAUGACUUUGAUAGUGAAAGUGAGUGGACCGAAGAUGUUGAGGAAGAUAACUCUGAUUGUCGAGACAACGCCCACUCCCAGUGCCAAGAACAAGUGAACAAAACAUGUCAUGUUAAAGAUGGCGGUGAUAAAACAUGGCGAUUGUAUAACCCAUUUAAUUUGUGGCGGGAGAAAUCAUACAACACCCCCGCCAAAACUGAAAAUGAUGGCGAUGUUAUUGAUUAUAAAUGUAGCAGUAGAGAAAAUGUUUUAGACAUAGUGUUUUCUGGUAAUAAUAAUUAUACCAACAUCGAAUCUGCCUUUUCUAAGUGUUGUGUGUUAGAUGAAAGUAAUUCUUCAAGUUUAUCUAAACAAGAGAUUCAACUUUCUGAAUGUAACAUCGAUUUUUCAGAUGUCAAAACUAACAAACACGUCAAAUUAGUUGAAGAAAAUAAGAAGCAUGAGGAACAACAGAUCUCAUCAACGAACAAUUUCGGGUCAUUUGUCUUUGGACCCAUUUCAAAAAUAUUUCAGUUUUCAUAUAGGCGUAUCUAUCCGUGUGCAUUACCUGUAGUUACACCAAGUUGGAAGCCUGAGAAAAUGGGUAAUUUACAGGGUUCCGAAGGUAAGAAUAAAGGAGGAAUAGGGACAGGUAAGAGUCCUGCAAAAGGUAAAAAGGAUAAAAGCGGUAAAAAAUCUCCUGCUAAAGAGCUGCUGAAGCACAAAUCACACGCCCCCGCACCUCCGACAAAGAGCAACAGCGGAACAAGUCAGGUACAACAAAAAGUAGUUCCGCUUCAGGGCAGCGUUCCGACAGCAGGCAGCCAUGCUUCAGACAGGGGAGCCGCUCAGCUAGACCAGUCCUCUCUUGCCGGCGGAGAGACCACGACGUACGUAGUGACAGAUUCGUGGAGGCACGUGAAGAAGUUGGCGAUCAAAACACCGACACCUAACAACACAACGCUUAUCACGCCACCCAGCAGGGACUCCAGCUCCGAGUCCGUGUUUACAGACCCUCUGACCCCACAAGGUUUCGCUGAGGCACACAACAACGCUAGCCUCACAAGCAGCUACUACUCAGACCCAUGCAGCACGGAGCAAACGAACAGACUCGCUGGAAAUUCAGCAUAUUUCCAAACACUUCCGGUCGAUGGUAUCGACGACAGCGUCUUCAUAUCGUUCAACAGUGACGUUGGCAUGGUGGGUAGUGAUGGUGUGAGUGACAAGGACAGGAGGGGUGGCUCUACACCCCCCUCAACCACUGAUCUGGAUGACGUCACACUGACAUUGCUAGACAACAGCGCGGAACAAUUGACUGAUGGUGAAGACUUCGGGGGACCGAGUUUGAUGACCUCGGUACAGAAUAGACCCCAGUCACACAGUCUUGACGCACUGGACGAGGAAGACAAUGCAGAGGAGCACGACAAGAAGACCAAAUCACUGGACGCCCUGGAAGUGACUGCCGGCGGGGGUGCUCCACCCCAUACAAGAACGACGCAGCCGCCUUCUUCCUUUACCUUGGUGAGACACCGUAAAGUCGAACUCAACCCCACCCGCCUUAGUGAACACUGCCUUCUGGCCUCAGAGACGCAGCAGCAGGGCGAAGCUCGGGACCUGAGACGCCACUCAUCGGUGAGUGAUGUGCCCCUGGACAGCAAUGUGCUGCGCAAAGUGGCCAGCCUCACCCUGGACAAGGCCACCAUUGAACAGCGCGUGGCCAAGCCAAAGUUUGUGCCCGAGAAACUGGACUUCCAGAUCUACGAGAAGUUUGAAGGCCAGAUGCUCAUCAACUGGUUCGUGUCUGCUUUCCCGGAGGAACACUACCUGCGUCUCCUGUUGACUUCGCAGGAUCUGCGUAUCCUCGCGGUCCAGUUCUGCACACACCUCUUGGCUGCAGGAGUCCUCCGCCAGAUUCCUGACAAGGACGUAACGUUGGAGCCCCUCUUCAGGCCUGAUUUGAUGUAUUACUGGUCCCAUGCAGAGGCUCCAGCUGCUGUCCCAUCCACACCUGGACGGCUGUCAUCCCUUGCCUGGCCACCCACAAGCCCACUUGGUUUCUCUGUGGCUGCAGAAAUGGCCAGUGCAGUUGUAAAUCGACCAGGAGCUCGUUACACAGAAGCAGAGGCUCCUGGGAAAGGUUCUGCUUCCACUCCAGCAACAGAUGCCAGGUCACCAGACAAGGUUGUCAGCAAGCCAAAAGGGGAAGAACCAGAAUUUCAACAAGUGGUGAUGGGUCUGAAGCGAGAGCAUCGGGAGAACAUUGGCAGGUUAUCACGAGACCAGGAAGUUGCUUUGUUCAAUGUGAGGGGUGAACAUGCACAGCGACUCAUUGAGGCUGAUGAGAAGAUUAUACAACUUCAGGAGACUGUGGCUAAGCUACAACAAGAGCUGGAUGGGUACAAAACUCUGUCAGAUAUACAGUCCUUGACAGAGAAGGCAAAUGCUGACUUUGGCUCUCCAGCAACAGAACAGAGAGCGCUGCCCUCCAUAGAGCUCAUGGAGUCAAAGAUGUCAAUAUCAGCCACAGGGCUGGCAAAGUCAGGAUCAACAGAACCACUGUCAGUGUGUGAUAGGUCAACAGAUACCUUAGAUCUGCUUCAAAUUCCCUCUCUGAUCUCAGCUGAAUCAACAAUAAUACAACCAGGUCCCACAAAGGCACAGGAUAUGUCAAUAUUACACACUGUUCCUCAUUCAGAAUUGAAACCAAGUUCAGAACAAUCAGAACCCAUUACACAAACAGUGCACUCAAAAACCAAUAUAAGUGAAGAUACUUCUCCAGUUCCUCAAAUACGCAGUGUGAAAUGUGAGGAACUUGAACCAUCACAAAAGCCUGAAACAGAACCACUGACCACAAGAAGUGAAAUGCGUGGACCAUGCUCACCUCCACCUCCAAUUCUGGAUACAGUUGGGCCAGUACCAGCACCACCUCCCAUGCCUGGAAUGGGUCCUCCACCAUCACCACCACCAAUGCCUGGAAUAGGGCCACCACCCCCACCCAUGUCUGGAAUGGGACCACCAGCCCCACCCAUGCCUGGAAUGGGGCCACCGCCACCUCCACCACCCAUGCCUGGAAUGGGGCCACCACCACCACCCAUGCCUGGAAUGGGGCCACCACCACCACCCAUGCCUGGAAUGGGGCCACCUCCACCACCCAUGCCUGGAAUGGGGCCACCACCACCACCCAUGCCUGGAAUGGGGCCACCUCCACCACCCAUGCCUGGAAUGGGGCCACCACCACCACCCAUGCCUGGAAUGGGGCCACCACCACCACCCAUGCCUGGAAUGGGGCCACCUCCACCACCCAUGCCUGGAAUGGGGCCACCACCACCACCCAUGCCUGGAAUGGGGCCACCUCCACCACCCAUGCCUGGAAUGGGGCCACCACCACCACCCAUGCCUGGAAUGGGGCCACCACCCCCACCCAUGCCUGGAAUGGGACCACCUCCACCACCCAUGCCUGGAAUGGGACCACCACCCCCACCCAUGCCUGGAAUGGGGCCACCACCACCACCACCACCCAUGCCUGGAAUGGGGCCACCACCACCACCCAUGCCUGGAAUGGGGCCACCACCCCCACCCAUGCCUGGAAUGGGGCCACCACCACCACCCAUGCCUGGAAUGGGGCCACCUCCACCUCCAAUGCCUGGAAUGGGGCCACCACCACCACCACCUCCAAUACCUGGAAUGGGAGGAGCACCAUCAGCAGCCCCUGCAUCAGGUACUGGAUGUCCAUUACCAUUCCCCACGCCACCUGCAGGAGGAUGGAUGGCAAACAGAGCUAUGGCACCUGGAUAUAGCACAGUGUUGAGGAAGCAGCCAGUGAACCCCACAAUUCCGAUGAAACCAUUAUACUGGACCAGGAUUAUUGUGCCUCCAUCAGGACAGCCAGCUCCUGUAGCCAGCAGUUCAACUCCAAGUGUCCCUGCUGCUGGUACUGAACUGCUGUGGCACAAACUAGAGGAAGCUGAGAUAGAGGAUAUUAAGGAGUUCUCUGACCUAUUUUCACGACAAGUGGUGGAGCGCAAGCCAACAAAAAAAAAAGAAGAUAAACCCUCCAAAGUGCAGGCCAUGAAGAUUCUAGACAGUAAGCGGUCUCAAAAUGUGGGCAUCCUUGCUUCCAGCCUUCAUGUGGACUUCUCAGAGAUUGAAAAUGCAAUUUAUAACUUUGAUACCUCAGUGGUGAAUCUUGAGGCACUGCAACAAAUUUAUGAAGUAAGGGCUACAGAGGAGGAGUUGGCUCUGAUACGUGAACACGUGUCCACCAAACCAGAAGUGCCAUUAGACAAACCAGAACAAUUCUUACAUGAGCUUGCAGAGAUUCCUAACUUUGCAGAUCGCAUAUCUUGCUUCAUGUUCCAGUCUGAGUUUGAUGAUGGGAUCUCUUCCAUUGAGAGCAAACUCAACAAUCUUAAAUCUACCUGUCAGUUUCUGACAACAUCAGAGAGCUUGAAGACUGUCCUGGCCAUUAUUCUAGCCUUAGGAAACUACAUGAAUGGUGGAAACAGGACCAGGGGGCAGGCUGAUGGAUUUGGCCUAGAGAUUCUUGCCAAGUUGCGAGAUGUGAAAAGCAAGGACAGUAGUGUGACUUUGCUGCAUUUCAUUGUCCGUGCAUACAUGAAGAAGUGUGAAGAUCCUCUUAGACCUGGAUUGGCCUUACCCAUUCCAGAGCCAGGAGACAUCGAUCGAGCCAUGACAGUUCACUUUGACGAUGUUAAUGCGGACCUUCAGAAACUUCAGAGAGAACUUUUUGUCUGUGAAACUAAAACAGAAAAAGUUAUAGCUGCUUCAACAGAAGAGAAUGUUCAGCCAUUUAAGGACAAGAUGAACAAAUUUUUAACCUCAGCAAAGAAGCAAUUGACUGGAGAAAUUGAAAACCUUGAAGAGUGUAAAAUGAAAUUUAAAACAACAAUGCAGUUCUAUCAAUAUCAUCCAAAGGGUGGUGUAAAUGAAGAUGAAGUUGAUCCAAAGGAUUUCUUUGCCUUAUGGUCUCCAUUCUGUUCUGAUUUUAAGGACAUAUGGAAGAAAGAACAACAAAGACUGAUUAAAGAAAAAACACAAGAGGCCAAGAGAAUACAAGAGAAGAAACUGGAUAUUCAGAAGUCAAAGAGAGAGGAAGGUGGUCUUAAAUCCAAGGUGCUGAGACGGAGCUUGAUGAAAGAGGCUCAAUGAAACUUAAUUAUGCUUACAUUUUGUUGCUUCAUAAUAACAGCAGGUUUGGUUCAUGGUGUCCCACACGUUUGUCUUAUUUCCUGGUGAAUCCUCAUAAAUGUCCCUUUUCUCCAAACUUUAUUCAAAUUACUGAUGUUUUGCAAGAGUGCUAUUACUUGUUACCUCAUUGUAUGAUUCCUGAGAACCUUCAACAAAAAAACACUUCAAUUCUGAAGAGCCUUAAUAACAAGCAUUAAUAUUAACGCUUAUCUUAGCUAUCACCAUAGUGUUCUGUAGGUUCAGUAUGUACACUGCUUCAAAUGAUUAAUGGGGUACCUUAAGGUCCUUCGCCUUCUGAUCUCUCUGGCAUCCAUGCACCUGGCAAAGAUGGCAGUCUCUUUCUGAGGUAAGAGAGGACAACAGGGUAGGAUUCCAGUCACUCCCAGUGACAGAGUAAUGGCAGUGAUGAUGACCAGCAGAGGAGACCUGCAGCUUGAUAUGGACCCUGAACAAUAGGAAUGAGGCUGCCUGGUUUUUUCCAUAUUUACAAAGUUGUGUCAUGCUUGCUGAAGUUCAAUAAAUUCCAAGUAUUACAAAGCAUUGAAACCUGCUUAAAAAAAACAACAAAGCUAGUUAGAGGAAUAUGUUUCGUUCAACUCACUGUGUUUUACUUUGAAGAACACAUUAUUCUUUAUGCACAUUAUCAUUAAUUGCUAUUGUUAAGAUUAAAGUAAAAUUCUAUAUGAGAGCAAACUUAGGGUACAAGUAACACAAAAUGCCAGUAAUUUAUGUCAAGUUUGGUGAAAUAAUAUUUUCGCUGUUUUGAAAAGAAAAUAUAUGGAGGAUUCUUUGUUAAAGAAGAGCAAAUGUGCACCUGCUGCUGUUGAUAAAGUAAUAAGUAAUGAUGCUGUCAUUAAUUGUGUGCUAUGUGUAUAUAUAUAAAAUUGUAUAUAUAUAAAUUGUGUAUAUAA